This is a messenger RNA of Sander lucioperca (pikeperch), 8257 nucleotides long. RefSeq names its product monoglyceride lipase (gene mgll). The coding region runs from base 222 to 1127 and encodes 301 amino acids. The record is from RefSeq and is a predicted model, not a curated record. Gene Ontology annotation, molecular function: lipase activity. NCBI's taxonomy places the organism in Eukaryota, Metazoa, Chordata, Actinopteri, Perciformes, Percidae. Gene Ontology annotation, cellular component: membrane. The transcript has 8 exons.
GAGAGAGAGAGAGAGAGAGAGAGAGAGUGUGUGUGAAUACUUGUUUAGUUUCAACCCAAACGUCGCUGACUGCAUUCUUCUCUUUGCGUGUGGCGCGAGCAGAGCGUCGGAGAGAGAGGGACGGAGUGAGAGAGACAUACAUAGGCUACAGAGACAGCGAAAUUAGAGAGUCCGAGAAGAAGCUGAAACUUCACUGCAGACGCUCCAGCACAGACCCCUCCAUGCCCGAGCCGGGAGCGACUCCGCGGCGAAGCCCGCAGGGAGUUCCCUACACCGACCUCCAGCACAUCGUCAACGCCGACGGACUGCACCUGUUCUGCCGUUACUGGGAGCCCGCCGGCCCGCCAAGGGCUCUGGUGUUUAUUGCCCACGGAGCUGGGGAGCAUUGUGGGCCGUAUGACGAGAUUGCACAGAGACUGAAGGAACUGUCCCUGCUGGUAUUUGCACACGACCACGUGGGCCAUGGUCAGAGUGAAGGAGACAGGAUGAACAUCAAAGACUUCCAGGUUUACAUCAGAGACUCCCUGCAGCACAUUGACCUGAUGAAGUCGCGCCACCCAGACCUGCCCGUCUUCAUCGUGGGUCACUCCAUGGGUGGUGCUAUCUCCAUCCUGACGGCCUGUGAGAGGCCCAAUGAUUUUGCUGGAGUGGUUCUGAUAGCUCCGAUGGUCCAGAUGAACCCAGACUCGGCCACACCGUUCAAGGUUUUUCUGGCGAAGGUCCUUAACCACAUGGUGCCCAGCCUCACUCUGGGCUCCAUCGAUUCCAAAUGGAUCUCACGGGACAAGAAGCAGGUGGAGGCAUAUGACGUUGAUGAGCUGAACUUCCACGGUGGCAUGCGGGUGUCGUUCGGCAUGCAGCUGAUGGGGGCGGCGGCGCGCAUCGAGAGGGAGAUCCCAUCCAUCAGCUGGCCCUUCCUGCUCUUGCACGGCGACAACGACAAGCUCUGCGACAUCAGAGGCUCCAAGAUGAUGUACGAGAACGCUCCGAACUCAGACAAGAAAAUCAAGGUCUACGAGGGAGGCUACCACGCCCUUCACCACGACCUCCCAGAGGUGGCCGAGUCCGUGCUGAAGGAGGUGACCAGCUGGAUCACAGAGCGCCUCCCCGCUACGACAUCACCAUAACCGCACCGCUCCUAGAAAAGUGACUUUGACAACCCAUUCAGCGCUCCAAGGCAACUGCCAACCUAGUCCCAAGAGGCCUGCUCAUUUUCCAGUAGUCCAGCAUAACAAUACUACUACUACUACACUCUCCGGUCUGGGAAAUACAUUUUCUCAGUGUAGAAAGUUUACUGACGUUAUCCUCCAGGCACAUGCUGUACGGAAAAGAAUAUUUCCACAUCCCCUGUGCAUCUAUCAAUCAGCCCAAGUUACACUGAUUUAAAUUAGAUGAUGGGGUCAGAAACUACUUCUUAUUGGAGAAACUCAGCAGCAGUGAGUGCAUUAGACCUCACUGAGGUGCAGCUCAAGUUAAAUAAAGUUUAAGCUAUAGUAUCCUGGGUUUUGAAGUGCAAUAAUUAAGUUUCCUCCUCCUCAUUUAUACACACAAGCCAGAUAUUUUUAAGAAGUAAUGACAAGUGUAAUAUAAUAUAUUAUAUAAUAUAUAUCCUUUUUGCUCAUCCACCCUUAACAGACAGAUCAGAGGUCAGGAUCAGCUGGAGGACAGCACAUCUGGAGCUGCUGUGGUUUCAGUGCAGGGUGAAUACUCAAUAGCUAGGUCCUCACACUGCUUCACUAUCUUCACGGUGUCAGCAGUUAUGUAACACCAGUGGACACAAUACAGGUUUUCUGUGAGACAGUUUUGUUAGUGCUUGCUUAGAAGCAUUCUUCCGAUUUGGUGGCUCAGGAGAAACUGUCAUCUUCUCAGAAAACAUCCGCAACCUCUCUUCAAAAUCUUCUCUGUCCCUUCCUUGAUUACACUGUUUUAAAAAUGACCUAAAAUACCACUGUUGACACAUCUAGAGUCACUCAGAAACUUAAACUGUAAGCACAUUGGGAUUGGGUGUAUGUACAACAAAUCCUCUUUUCUCCCGACUUUCUCCGCAUCCUUCCCUUUUCUUUGGCCCAAAGACAGAUGCUUGGCACUGAUACAUUACAUACAGUAUGAAGAUUGGUGUCAUCCAUCCAUUUAAAUCUAGUCCUAAUAUAUUCAUUUGGCAUGUUGUUUUAAGUGAAUUGUAAAAUGAAUCCUGGCAAAAUAUUUCAAGUCUUGUAUAUUUUUACCUCCUAUAAAGUGAGGAUUUACAGCCAAAGGAUUAUUUCCCCCACCACCUCCAUUGAUUGAUCAAGUUACCAAUGGACAAAUUCACUUUUCAUAUAAAGUACUAUACUUCUUUCAGAGAGCCAGUUAAGAGUGUAGGGACAUGAAGAGGAGGCAGCUUAACCAGGUGAAGCUGCUCUCUCUCUGUAGGUGGGAAAUAGAGGAAAAGAGCAAAGUUCAAAAGGUCCCCCCAUGUGAUCUUUGACCUUUAAGGUCACAGUUGAUUUUGGGUCAUUCUCUGCAGCUAUAAAUUCAUUAAGCUCAGACUGCAGACAAGGGCCCAGCUGGAAAACGAAAGGGACCCAUCGCUCUGUUAAUGUUAACAAAAGACUAGAUUUCCUCUAUUCACUCAGCAUCUGUCAUUUGGUGGAUACUUUUAUCCAAAUCACCUUUAAGUGAUAUGAAUGUAUGCAUUUCUUGCGUGGGUGGCCACUGUGGGAAUCCAAUCGUCUCAGGACAGUGCUGCAGUCAUACUUCUAUGGGAAUGCAGGAUGAUCUCUAGAAUAGAUUCCAGACAAUGUGAUAAGGAAAAUGAUAUCACUGAGAGUAAAACUUCUGGCUUCAAAAACACAAGUGAAGAUUGUACUUAAACCCCAACAGCAAUCUAGUAUAUAGUCCAUACAUUUAUGUUGUCACAUAUAGAGAUAUUGGCUUUCUACAAUGAAAAACUCUCUUUGUAGACUGAUUUCAGUACUGAGACAUCUAUAUUUCUCCAUCAGAAUUUUAAGACUUUGAAGCAGCUUUUAUAUCCUCAUGUUGGAAAAAGAAUAUAUACUAAUAUAAGAAUAGACUUUCUGCCUUCUAGCUACUAACAUGAAUGGUGUGGCUUAGGUUUUUUAAUCCUCUAAAUCCCAUCUACAGUACAGUACAAAGGGUAAAGCAGUCAAGCUAACAUUUCCCCUUUCCUUUUCUCUGUUCCCAAAGUAUAAACCUGUCACUUCUUAAAGUGUUUGCAGCAGUGUGCAGUACUUCAAGUCAGCCCUGGCUUCAAAUAGGUUUUCAAAGAAACCAUAGCAAUAAUGUCACAGUAGCCUAUAUUUUUGAUAGCCGUUAAUUAUAAGCUAUACAGACCAUUUUAUAUUGUCAGGUAGACUGUAAUUAGCAGGUUUUGCUACGCCCGCUAAGCUUUUCCCACCUAUUCAGCAAGCAUGACAAAGUUUCAGCAGAGUCAAGAGUUUUAAAGUAGCACGUGUUCGUCCAUCCACAACACCAAAUGUUGAAAGGGAGCAAACAUUUUGUUUGUUGACUUCAGACAUCAUGCAUGUCCUGUAGAUAAUACAUCUUUUGCAGUUCAUAGAAGGAGACUCAUCUGUGUCCCCCCUGGCUUUUUAGGAGUUUUCUUUAUCACCCAGAGUUCAAAAAGACUCAUGCAGAGAGUGUAGGGGAAGCACAGUGUUGUGUCCACGGUGACCGUUACUGAAGUGUAACCGUGGCAGCAGGCCGGCGGCAAGGUAGAUUUUUUUUAAAUUCCAUUUUACAUGUGUAGUAACCACGGUGAUCACUACAAGAAUAAUAGAAUGAGAUGAGUUUCUGGCGUCAUGCCUGCUCUGUCUCUUUUUCUUUCUAACUUUCCAUUUCCUCCCUCUGUCUCUCCCUAUCACACCCCACCAUGUCACAACCACCUUUUUUUUUUUUUGUUGCUGUGGUGACCAGCGCUCUUUGUUCUGUCCAUCACAGGGCCCCUUGUUCCACUGCUGAUUAUUACAUCUCGUAAUGUCAGCCACCCACACUGUCCCUAGUGGACAAUUGUCAGAACUGCAACAGGUUGCAUGACAUUUGUCAUUUUUUUUUACAGCUGGCUUUAAACCCAUCAAAUUACUUCAGGGACACAAAAACUUAACAUUUCUAAGUCUGUAUGCGAGAGUGUGACCUAUUUGUCGCCCGCUAACAUGCCCUGCAGACAUUUUCCAGCUCUAAUGUGUUUUGAUUCUUUAUUUUCUCUGAUGUUUGCAAACUGUUCUCUGAUCGUGGUAUUGAAACAACGGAGUUGCAUUGGAAAAUGAGAGAUGAAUGAAUUGAAAUCAGCAGGAUAAUGAAGGCAAGGCAAGUUUAUAUUGUAUAUUUCGAGGAUAGAAAAAAGUAAAUAAACAGAAUUGAGUUGAGGAUGCAAGUGCAUCCUCUUCUCCGUUUUCUCAGGCAUCAGAAGACAUUUUGCUAGACCGAAUAUCAUGUUACACUGCCAUGGGUGCAGACAUAAAAUGAGAUGUAAUGUAUUCAUUGGUCCCAGUGGGAGUCAGCCCUUAACUUCAACCCCAUAUCAGAAGCACUUCAAACACAAUCUCCUCCUGAUUGCGCUUCAGCAGGCACAGCACACACAACAGCUGCACAGUCCCAGUUGUAUUCAAACUGCUAAUAGCACCCCUGCUGCACAAUGGAUUCAGACUUGCAGGAUCCUAUGUAACAGUACAUUUAAAAAGCUCUACCUGUAAGACCACACAAGUGCAUAUACUGAGAUGAAGAUGGAGUGAGAGGAGAAGAGAGAGAAAAAGACAAGAGAAGUGGUCAGUAACCAUGGCAGCACGUUUUUUUUCUUUUUCUCUCCGAAAUCACCCAGUAACAAAUGUGUAUUUGUUAAUGGUGCAGGAUGUAAAGCAGACGUUGCUGCGCUUUCAGACCUGGUUGUCCAUUAUGCUGCUCUGAGGAUUCCCUUUUGUGUGAGCAUCGAGAUAAGAGAGCAAACAAGUACCGUCAGCAGCUCACAGUGAAUAAUAAGAGCUGCACACGCUCACUGAAUUCAAAUCAGGCUGGUCUGCUGUUUGAAGAAUUAAUAGAAUUAAUUCUUUGGAAUUUUAAGGCUAAAAUGUGUUUGUUUUUUUCAAAGGAGUUUGUGUAUUUUGCCCCAUCUAUCCAUUGUCUUGAUUCAAAAGUGAUGGCCGAAAGUCUAUAAGUGAAUUUAAGGAGGAAUCCACCACUUUUGCUUUAGAUUUCAUUUUUAUUCAUCUGUCUUAAAGGUAUGUAACCCCUGACCCUUUGUACUGCAAGCCUCCCCUGUGCAUGCCAAUGUUAUUUUCUACUGGCUUCUAUACUUAUACAAGCAUGAAUUGUAUGCAGGUUUGCCAUAGGGCCUACUGUGAUAUAGCCAUGUACAGAUGCAUUGCUCUGUUGAUAUGUUAUAAUCCACAAGACUGUUAAUAUCUUUUCUAUUCAGGACAGACAUUCUAUGUUAUGUAAGGGAUAGAAAAUAACAAAGGCAGGGAAACCGCUGAGUCUGAUUGGUCUGCAGCUUUUCUGACAAAGCGAAAUUCAAUUGGCCAGCCAGCUUGUGAAUGGGGCUGUUGUUGUUUUUUUUGUCUCGACUUUAUGACUGUGUCUAAGAAAAGAGAUGUUAUAUAUGGUGGAGGACUAAGGGGCACAGGCCAGUCUUUCUGUCAUUUUAUGAGAUUAAAGCACUGUGCACUGGAAAGAUUCAGUGCACAGUUUGCGUGAAUGAAGUCGAGCAUCAGGGCUCAAGUAGACAGCAAGAAUUGAAGAGGUCUUCUCCAAAAUGCAUUAAAUAAAAAAAUAGGUUCUAUCUUAAGUUCAUCAUCAUCAUCAUGUCUGUAAAAUACAGAUCCAGGUUGUCAUAAUUUCCUUCCCUGGGACUUAAGUUACAUACUAGUAUAUAAAAUUGUGACAUUGAAAAUGCAGAUAUCAUUUUCAAAUGAUUGACAUUGCAUUUUGGAACAAAACCCUCAUUCAAAUCUUGCUAUUUUAGCAACAAGGUUGAUUCAUUUGAUUUAUCUGUAGUGGCCAGACUGCUUGAUUACUGAACAUAAUUGUAAUACACUGUAUAGUAGCAUAGGAUUGCUAACAAUGCUUGAUGAAAAUACGAAAAUCAUAUGUAUUUUACAAAUCUUUUAAUUAUCUUGCCGAAUGUAUUUAAAGGAAUUACUUUUAUGUAUAGGCUACCAUAUAUUGAUUACACGUCAUGACAAGGCACUUUUUAAUACCAUAAACCGGUCAUAUUAUGUACUUUUUACUGUUGAUGCUCAGCUACAUGAAGCUCCAUAAUACUUUUUGAGAUGGAAACUGUUUCAAGAUUGUAUGCACAGUCAGCAAUCCCAAACAUGUAUGACAAUGUUUCUGAUAUGAUUUUGCAUAUAGAGUAUUUUACUACAGUGUGUUGAAGGCAGCAUUGUGUUGAAAAACAAACUAAAGUCUUUGUGCAGUUUGUCACAGAACUAUUAAUGUUUAAACCAUCUAAUAAUAGAAUGUUUUUGUUAAGAUCUUAACAACAGGGUGUUAUUGCUACAGGUUUGGGAAAAUCUUGUACUUCUUUCCCAAAUUUGCCUUUCAGAAACUUAACUCUCACUUUAAUGUAAUCUUGAGGUAUCUCCUCUUUAAAAAAUGUAAAAUUAAAUGGACACGAGUGAGAGACAUAAUGUAGCUCUCUGCAUUCAUAAAACCAUCUGUUACAUCUCAGAUCAAAGACAAUUUGGUCAAAUCAUGUUUGAGGACUAAAUUGCAGGUAUCAGAGAUUUUUAUGGGAACACUAUUUUUUAAAUUGUGGUCAAGUGUUGUUUGUGCCUUUAUUACUAUGAUGAUUGUGUAUCUGAGCGUGUAUUUGAGUGUGUGUGUGUGUGUGUGUGUGUGUGUGUGUGUGUGUGCGUGUGUGUGUGUGUCUGUGUGUUUUGAUAUAGAUGAACUAUACAGAGCUGCGUUAAGCAGAACAGUUUCUCUUGGUUUUCUGGUUGUCAGACCUGUUCUGUUUGAGUAAUUGGGUCUGUCUGCUUGUCUUUCUCCUGUCUAUUUAUGUCUGUCUGUCUGAAUUUCUGUCCAAUCCGGAGUCUAAGCAGAUUUGGGUCAGAAACAGUUACAGCUCAUAAAUACCUCCCAGCUCCUUUAAACGCCUGUUUUGUUUGCCUAAAGACACCCACAUUAUGAAGAAACACAAUACUUUACAUUAAAGGUGAGGCUUUUGCCCCCAUUUGGGUUGCUAUAAUUAUCGUGUGUAAUAUUUUGAACUUAUCCGUUUUUUUUCCCAUUGGUUUUCAACAGAAAACAGGAAGUUCUGUCCAUCACAUGAUAAUAACACAAGGAUUUGAAAUACAACAAGAACCAGUUUUUCCAUCAAGAAUGCCUGUAGAAUGGUUUCAUUCUUCAUCCUUGACGUUAUUUGUACAUGUUGAAAUACUGUUGCUGUUGCAAAAAUGACAAAACAUUUCAAACUUUGAGUCAAGGCAAGUGUUGAAUGAAGAUACACUAAUAAAUUAAAUAAACAUAGUUCUUUUUUUUUUUUUUUGGAGGACCCUAAAAACACAAAAGGCUGCAUCAGUAAUUGUUUUUAGUUUUUUUAAAGGUUGAACAUAUAUAUAUAUACAUUUUAUUCAAGCAAAAACUAUACAAUAACUAGCGCUAAAACAUUCACAGUUGGCUUCUGUAUCUUUGGCAGAACUGGAGACAAACUUUAACAUGCUUUGUCAUUACUUGUACUGUCACUCUUCACAUAGCACAAUAUUUAUGAACAAACAAAUGCUUCUGGCCAUAGUUACUGGUACUGGUAAAUAUCUAGAUUUUAAUUGGCUCUAAGGAGGCAGAAGCUGAAAAGUCAGAUGUGAAAAAUUGGAAGAUGAAGUGUGAAUUGUUGCCAGGCAAAGCCAUCCCAUCGACUCAUACAGUGAUAGUGAUAGAGAAACGACUGCUACAUUUUUCCAUUAUAUUAUGGGAAAACAUUGUAAAUCAAUCCCUAACAUGAUCAUGCAUUGACAUAAAAUAUGAAGUCAACUGGAGUCUGUGUGGUAAUAGGCAGCCCAUCAUGGACCAAAUAGCGUCACAUUCUAGAGUCUUCCUUGUAAAGUAUGUGUUGUUUGUUUAAACAGUUUACUAAAUACUGAUGACAACUAAAUGACAGUAUACCCCAAAACUUUAAUUUAACUCAAAUAAUAAUAAACAGUGUCAGAAUCCUAAACAUUUUACUGAUGUAGUAAUGAGUCACUUCAUGAUAAGUUGAGUAUCAGCAUUAGACAAUUAAAUUCAAGUGUGACAAAAAUACUGUAAAUAAAAUGUAAUAAUCAAA